This is a messenger RNA of Meleagris gallopavo (turkey), 344 nucleotides long. NCBI's taxonomy places the organism in Eukaryota, Metazoa, Chordata, Aves, Galliformes, Phasianidae. The record is from RefSeq and is a predicted model, not a curated record.
UCCCCCCAGCCGAGUCCUUUCCAUCCCCGCAGCGAUGCGCAGUUGGUGCUGGAACCGAAUCCCCGUGGAGGGCAACUUUGGGCGGACUUACGACAUGGUGAACAGCUCCGUCCACAACCUGACCCAGCACUUCAGCGCCAGGCUGAUCGUCAAGGAGGAGCAACAUGAGACCCUGGUGGGCAUCGACGUGUCGGCAGAGCAGAUCGUGGGGGAGGUGACGGCGCACAUCCAGCAGCACAGCGCCCGGCUGCACCGCGCCGCUUCCUUCCUCCGUCUGCUGCUCUCCUUCACCUUCCUCCUCGUCUUCAUCUCGUGAGCAGCGGGCUGGGGGCGGGGGAGCGCGG